Messenger RNA from Fraxinus pennsylvanica, 2796 nucleotides. The record is from the annotation of a GenBank genome assembly. NCBI's taxonomy places the organism in Eukaryota, Viridiplantae, Streptophyta, Magnoliopsida, Lamiales, Oleaceae.
AUGCACAUCUUUCAAUCUCCUCCCGCCGCCGAUCCGGCUCUGCGGUCACCGGAGUUUUUGUCCGACCACCAAUACCCCAGGAAGAAUUUCUUGGUUUCAAGUAAGAAAAUGGAUUCUCGGGCGUGCAUGAAUGGGGUUUGUGGGGCAUCUUCAUCGUCAUCAACGUCAAUUGAAUGGAAAAAGGGUUGGCCUCUGCGAUCCGGUGGAUUUGCCACUCUUUGUGCUAAGUGCGGGACUGCCUAUGAGCAAUUAGUCUUCUGUGAAAUGUUUCACUCCAAGGAAACUGGUUGGAGGGAGUGCAGUUCAUGUGGCAAGAAUCUUCAUUGUGGAUGUAUUGCUUCCAGCUCAUUGCUUGAGUUGCUUGACACUGGAGGUGUAAACUGUAUUGGUUGCUGCAGAAGUUCUAAACCUCACAGUACUCCGACACAAGAAAAAUCUAAAUUAUGUGUCGCCUCAACUGCAGAUAGUAUCAGUGGAAAUCUUGAUAAGAUGACAUGUACACAAUCUGGUGAUGAUGCUCAAAAUGACUGCCGGAAACUAGUGCUACCUUCCGGGAAUGAUGAUCCAACAGUAUCUCUUGGUCCAAUUAAACUGGAAGAAGGUUUUCCUGCUUCAGAAGAUAUUGGGCAUAAAUUAUUAUUAAAUUUUAAUCAGGCAUCUACUGAGUCAUCACAAAACAUAGAAUCAUACAAAGCACAUGUGGAUGCUAAGACUGUACAUAAAUCAUUAAUUCAAACAAACUUGAGUAUCGCAUUGUCUGCUUCAGCAAAUGCAAAUCCAUCUUAUGGAGUGGUUGCUGAUGAAAGGGAAUCAUCCAUUUCUUCCUUUCAUCAGGGGUGUAGGCCUCGCCAUCUUUUCCAGAGACCCCCAAGUUCUAUUCUUUCUGCUGGGUUGGAAACAAACUCUAGCACGAUUUCACAGUUACGGGUUGCAAGACCACCUGUUGAAGGACGGGUUAAGAAUCAGUUGCUACCUCGUUAUUGGCCUCGAAUAACAGACAAGGAGUUGCAACAAAUAUCUGGAGACUCAAAUUCUACCAUUGUGCCAUUAUUUGAAAAGGUUUUGAGUGCCAGUGAUGCUGGGCGAAUAGGUCGUCUAGUUCUUCCUAAAGCAUGCGCUGAAGCAUAUUUUCCACCAAUCUCUCAACCAGAGGGCCUUCCUCUGAGGAUUCAGGAUGUGAAGGGCAAAGAAUGGGUAUUCCAGUUUAGAUUUUGGCCUAAUAAUAACAGCAGAAUGUAUGUUUUAGAGGGUGUUACUCCUUGCAUCCAGUCAAUGCAAUUACAGGCUGGUGAUACUGUAACUUUCAGUCGCAUGGAUCCAGAAGGAAAACUUCUGAUGGGGUUUCGCAAAGCGUCAAGCACUAUUUCUGUGCAGGAUUCACAUCUAUCUGCCUUAUAUAGUGGUGUGUUACAAAAUGAACCGCUCUUGGCAGCUGCAGAUAAUCUACCUGUAAUGAGUGGCUACUCUGGAAUUCUUCAGUCACUGAAAGGAAGCAGGAAUUCUUCUAUGAAUGUGCCAUCUAAACAUUUUUAUGGUGGAAAUUUAAGCCCACUAAUGUCUGAGAAGAAUGGGUCCAAAGCUGGAGAUGGUAUGCUUCCCCAGUCAUUGCCACUUCCUGAGCGCAAAAGAAGUCGAAAUAUUAGCUCAAAGAGUAAGAGAUUACAUAUUGAUAGUCAAGAUGCUUUGGAGCUGAAACUUUCAUGGGAAGAAGUACAGGAUAUGCUCUGCCCCCCUCUUAGUGUCAAGCCAAGCACUGUCACAAUCGAGGAUCAUGAAUUCGAAGAAUUUGAAGAACCACCAGUUUUUGGGAAGAUGGGUAUUUUUACUGCCCGCAUAGCUGGGGAUGAGCAGGAGCAGUGGGCUCAGUGCGAUAGCUGCUUUAAAUGGCGAAGACUUCCUGUUGAUAUUCUUCUCCCUCCUAUGUGGACAUGUCAGGACAAUGUUUGGGACCAAACAAGAUGCUCGUGUUCUGCACCAGAUGAAUUGGGUGCCAGGGAACUUGAGAAUCUUCUUAAAAUGAACAGCGAGCUUAAAAAAAGGAGAUUUGCAACGAGCCACAGAUCGGCAGAGGCAUGUGAAUCUGCAGUCCAAGAAGCUCUGGUGAACGCUGCAUCUGUUGGAGGUGACGUGAGUGAGCCAGGUGCUUCAUCUGUUGCAACGACUACCAAACAUCCUAGACAUCGUCCCGGAUGCUCCUGCAUUGUGUGCAUACAGCCUCCCAGUGGGAAGGGUAAACACAAGCCCACAUGCAUGUGCAACGUAUGCAUGACAGUCAAACGACGCUUUAAGACCCUGAUGAUGCGCAAGAAGAAACGUCAAUCAGAGCGUGAAGCUGAAAUUGCAUUGAAGAAUCAGUUUGUGUUGGGUCCCAAGGAGGAAGCAGAGGUGGAAAGCAUCCCGAGUAAGACAAUAUCUCAGCCUAAUCCAUCUAAUGAAAAAAGAUCGGGAAGCGAGUUGUUUUUCCAAUGCCAUGACAACAGUCAAUCUCAAGAAAAUGCUGAAAUGCACAAGGGAGGAUUGGACUUGAAUUGUUGUCCAGAUAGAGAAAAUGUACAUACAGGGUCGUUGCGUGUAAGCAUGAUGAGUCUUCUUCAGGAAGCUAGUUUGCCUUUGGACACAUAUUUAAGGCAGAAUGGUCUUACAAGCUUGGCUUCUGUCCAAAUGGGUUCUCCACAGGCCCCCGAAGAGAGUGAAACUCGACUGCAAGAAGACUCAGUCCCUGCUGUUGUUCAGGAGGAUCAAGACUGUAAUGACGAACACUCAGAGCCUGAUCAAAGUGAAAACGAUACUGCAUGA